Messenger RNA from Pelmatolapia mariae (spotted tilapia), 561 nucleotides. Its product is annotated as erythroid membrane-associated protein-like. The record is from RefSeq and is a predicted model, not a curated record. The transcript is spliced from 2 exons. The coding region runs from base 1 to 561 and encodes 186 amino acids. Gene Ontology annotation, molecular function: protein binding; ubiquitin protein ligase activity. Gene Ontology annotation, biological process: protein ubiquitination. Gene Ontology annotation, cellular component: cytoplasm. NCBI's taxonomy places the organism in Eukaryota, Metazoa, Chordata, Actinopteri, Cichliformes, Cichlidae.
AUGGGAAACAACCCAUACCUCAAGGUUGCAGGCAACAGAGUGAGAGAGGCCCAUAUAGAAUUUCCUGAUGGAGAGAUGGUUACCUGUAUCACAGCUAUCAAAGGAACAUCUGGCUUCUCUUCUGGAAAACACUACUGGGAGGUUUAUAUGUGGAGUAAAUACAUAGAGGUCAAACAGUCCUGGUGGGUAGGAGUUACAAGUGCAGCUGAAAUCCCCAAUAAUUCAUCCACAUCUUUUCCAAACACAUCUAAUGGUUUCUGGUUUCUGUCUUCGUCUCCCAAAAGAGCAAAUAGUUUUCAGUUUAGCACACAACCUGAGAUUUUAAUACCUUUCCAUUCAAGACCAGAGACGGUCGGUGUGUAUUUGGAUCGUGACAGUGGUGAGCUUUCAUUUUAUAAUGUAGAAGAGAAAACACUAAUUGGAUCUUUCACGGCUACAUUCAAAGGUGAAAUCUUUCCAUUAUUUAACCCUGGGAAAGGUGACAAAACAUGUAUGGAAGUAGUACAGAGGAAAGUACAGAGUCAAACAGGUGAUGAAGGAAACUUUUAUGCUGACCUUUAA